Mesitornis unicolor (brown roatelo) is the source of this 1697-nucleotide messenger RNA. It is a transcript of the gene DMGDH, whose product is annotated as dimethylglycine dehydrogenase. The transcript has 9 exons. Gene Ontology annotation, molecular function: protein binding. Gene Ontology annotation, cellular component: mitochondrion. NCBI's taxonomy places the organism in Eukaryota, Metazoa, Chordata, Aves, Mesitornithiformes, Mesitornithidae. The record is from RefSeq and is a predicted model, not a curated record. The annotation marks the transcript as partial.
ACUUGGCACUACAAGACUUUUUCCUGUUUUUAAGGUAUGGCAUUAUACAUGCUGGUGGUAUAGGAAAGUACAUCAGUGAUUGGAUCCUUGAGGGGGAACCUGCAUUUGACCUGAUAGAAUUAGAUCCAAACCGAUAUGGAAAGUGGACCACCACAGAAUACACAGCAGCCAAAGCAAGAGAAUCUUAUGGUUUUAAUAACAUUGUUGGUUACCCUAAAGAAGAAAGAUUUGCUGGGAGACCAACAGAGAGAACCAGUGGGCUGUAUGAUUUGCUGAAAUCAAAAUGUUCAAUGGGCUUUCAUGCAGGAUGGGAGCAACCUCACUGGUUCUACAAACUUGGAGAUGAGACUGGAUACAAACCCAGUUUUCGCCGCACAAAUUGGUUUGACCCUGUGGGUCGUGAGUAUAAGCAGGUUAUGGAAAAAGUUGGUGUGAUUGACCUGUCACCAUUUGGCAAGUUUAAAGUAAAAGGCACAGAUUCUGUUAAGCUGCUGGAUCAUCUAUUUGCAAAUGUUGUUCCAAAGGUAGGUUCCACUAAUAUAAGCCAUAUGUUAACACCAAGAGGAAAAGUUUAUGCUGAGCUAACAGUCUCUCAACUGUGUCCUGGAGAAUUUAUGCUUGUAACUGGCUCGGGAUCAGAACUCCAUGAUCUGAGAUGGAUAGAAGAGGAAGUAACAAGGGGUGGAUACAAAGUUGAAAUAGAAAACAUGACAGAUGAGAUGGGAGUGCUUGGUGUAGCGGGUCCAUAUGCCCGACAGAUCCUGCAGAAGUUGACAAAUGAGGAUCUGAGUGACAGUUCAUUUAAGUUUCUCCAGUCUAGACAUCUGAAACUUUCUGAUAUUGCUGUUACUGCCAUUAGGAUAUCAUACACAGGUGAAUUGGGCUGGGAGCUCUAUCAUAGAAAAGAAGAUUCUGUAGCUCUUUACUAUGCAAUCAUGGAAGCUGGCCAAAAAGAGGGAAUUGACAACUUUGGAACAUAUGCUCUGAAUGCUUUAAGGCUGGAAAAGGGUUUCCGAGCCUGGGGGGCAGAGAUGAACUGCGACAGUAAUCCUUUGGAAGCAGGACUGGAAUACUUUGUAAAGCUAAACAAGCCAGCAGACUUUAUAGGAAAGCAGGCACUGAAGCAGAUUAAAGAAAAAGGGCUCAAACGACGACUUGUAUAUCUCACCCUGGAAACAGAUAACGUUGAUCCAGAGGGAAAUGAAAGUGUGUGGCACAAUGGCAAGGUUAUUGGCAACACCACAUCUGGAAGUUUCAGUUACAGUGCUCAGCAGAGUCUGGCUUUUGCAUAUGUUCCCACAGAACUCAGCAAAGUUGGACAGAAAUUAGAAGUUGAACUUUUAGGAAAAAAUUAUCCAGCAACCGUUAUACAAGAGCCAUUGGUGCUGACUGAACCAAUGAGAAUGCGCCUUCAGAGAAAGGGUGAAAGUCCCAAAAUAUAAACACAAAUGAGGAUCUAACAAAUUGUCUUGUAGGAAAUAGUUCAAUUAAUACGAAAUUAAUGAAAUUAAGAGAAACAAACUAUUCAGAUUUGCUAAUUACUAAAUGCAAAAUCCUCAUUGCCAUACAUGAGUGAGAAAUUCAAUGGUGUUAGGCUCUUGCUUCCUUGUAUAGGCCAUUCAUGUUAGAGAUCUGAGCACAGUUCAUCAACCAGUAUGCGUUCCCCCUUCUCUGUGGCACUUGUGAGCAGAAAGUGG